AUGUCACGCAAAUUGAAAUACAUCACUAUUCUUUUCUGUGCAACGCUUUUACUUCUAUCGCACUCGUCAAUUCAUGCAAAUGCUAAAAGUUCUCCCGAUGCUCCUCCCCCUCCCGGUGUUACUCCUGGUGCCAGUCCUCCCCCUCCCGAUGCUACUCCCCCUCCCGGUUCUACUACCGAUACUACUACUCCUCCUCCCGGUGCCAGUCCUCCCCCUCCCGAUGCUACUCCUACUUCAGGCACUUCCACGAGUUCCGAGUAUUAUCCUCCAGGCAAUUCCACGAGUUCCGAGUAUUAUCCUCCAGGCAAUUCCACGAGUUCCGAUCCAACUACCACAUCUUCUUCUACCACCAGUAGUGGCGCUGGUACUGGCAGCGGUAACUCCACAUCCACUACGACAACCUCCCCGCCCGCUUCUGGCUCGUCAUCGUCAGCGUCGUCAAUUGUUUCUGUGUUACUAUCCGAAGGAAUCGGGUCUGCUAUAGUGCCAGUUUUUGCUGUUCUUGUGCAGUUGUUUAUGUUGUAG
Molecule: messenger RNA, 525 nt
Organism: Paraglomus brasilianum
Lineage: Eukaryota; Fungi; Glomeromycota; Glomeromycetes; Paraglomerales; Paraglomeraceae
Source: the annotation of a GenBank genome assembly